Messenger RNA from Polyodon spathula (Mississippi paddlefish), 2115 nucleotides. RefSeq names its product charged multivesicular body protein 4b-like. The coding region runs from base 159 to 824 and encodes 221 amino acids. Gene Ontology annotation, biological process: late endosome to vacuole transport via multivesicular body sorting pathway; vesicle budding from membrane. The record is from RefSeq and is a predicted model, not a curated record. Lineage: Eukaryota; Metazoa; Chordata; Actinopteri; Acipenseriformes; Polyodontidae. Gene Ontology annotation, cellular component: multivesicular body; ESCRT III complex; cytoplasmic side of plasma membrane. The transcript is spliced from 5 exons.
UGACGUCAUCGAGCCCCGGACAACAAGUGAGGAAAGAGGAAUAACAACAAGGCGGCGGGCCGACGGUGGCUUUUCGCUGAAACAAGAAAGCAAAGCACCGUACACGACUGGAAUUGUGUUUUUUUAAUUUGUAUUUAGUGCGUAGUUGGUUCUCCGGGAUGUCUUUGUUCGGAAAGCUGUUCGGGAGCGGGGGGAAAACGGGCAAAGCCCCGACUCCUCAGGAGGCGAUCCAGCGGCUCAGAGACACCGAAGAGAUGCUGACGAAGAAACAGGACUUCUUGGAGAAAAAGAUUGACCAGGAGUUGCUGACUGCAAAGAAACACGGCACAAAAAACAAGCGAGCUGCUCUUCAGGCCUUGAAGCGCAAGAAGAGGUAUGAGAAGCAGCUGGCGCAGAUCGACGGCACACUGUCCACCAUUGAGUUCCAGAGGGAGGCGCUGGAGAAUGCCAACACAAACACAGAGGUGCUCAAGAACAUGGGCUUUGCUGCUAAAGCCAUGAAAGCUGCUCACGAGAACAUGGAUAUUGAUAAAGUAGAUGACUUAAUGCAGGACAUCACAGAACAGCAGGAGCUUGCACAGGAGAUCUCUGAUGCUAUUUCCAAACCCGUAGGAUUUUCAGAAGAUUUCGAUGAGGAUGAACUGCUGGCAGAAUUGGACGAGUUAGAACAGGAGGAGUUAGACAAAAACCUGCUAGAGAUCGGAGGCAGUGAAACUGUAGCGCUGCCCAGUGUACCCUCCACAUCCCUGCCAGCGAGGCCAGCAAAGAAAGAGGAAGACGAGGAAGACAUGAAAGACCUGGAGGCCUGGGCUGAAACCAUGUAACUGCAGCAGAGCCAGCACCUGCCUGUCUGCUUCAGGACAGAGGAAAGACUGUCGGCUCUUGCAGUGGGCUGUGUGUGACGUUGAAAAGAAAUGUACUCCAGAUACCCCUAGCUCUUAAUCUCCUCCCACAGCAGUAAGGGGUGCAGUGGGUUAUCUUUAAACCCGUUUCCCCUUGGAGAAAGGGAAGACAUCUUCUCAGACACGGGGGUUUUCUCAGACCCUUGGCCCAUCCACUUCAUUCAGCAUACUGCUGUCAAGACUCCUUUACACUCCUGCUUUAACAGGAGCCAUUGGCACCACAACACACACACACACCAUUCAUUUUACUGGAAACAAUCCAACAAAAUGCUCAACACAGUGUCCCUUACAGACUCUUUCAACUUCAGUGCCAGUUUUAAAAUAUCUCAAGUGAUAACAUAAGGCAGCAUGGCUGCGUUUAUGUCACAGUCUUUGCUGGUUAAACUUUAUUUUUUAAAGGAAAGAAGUGCUUCUUGGUGGUUUGGGUGCUUUGAGCAGAAGUUGCUGGGUCCUUGAAUUUGGGAUGGACUUCUCUUUAUAUAUGGAAGCCAGUAAAAUUGCAGCUCAGAGUCUGAUAGUCUAGUGUUAGUUAUAGCGUGUGCAUUUGAAGACUGAUGGCCACGCUGGUUUUGUGCUAAUUUAAGAUUUGCAUAAGGCUGCCACUGAAUUAUUUAAAUAUCGUAACAUUAGCUGAAUUAACUGAUGGUUAGGUUUUUAUUUUCAAAGCAAAUGAAAUGUGUUUCUAUUGUAAUCGUCAGACGAGUUAGAUAAACUGGCAUGUAAUGUGUGCUGGUUAUUCUUCUGAGCAGUGACUCUGGUUUUCACAUGCACACGUGCUACACGGUAGUUGCUUUCUUCUUUGGUUGGUUCCAUAAUGUUUAUAAAAUAUAAAAUAUUCUCCUGUAUAGAAGAUUGAUUCUGUGCGUGAGAGAAAAAUCCAGUGCAAACCCAAACUAAACCCUCUACAAACCUAGUCUGGAAAGAUGUGCAGCAGGACAUUGUUUCAAUUGGGAUACCAGGAAAGAUAGGAAAUGUGUGAUUUUUUUUUUUUUUGACAGUUAUACUGUCACAUUACAAACUGGCAUUGAAUUGAAAAGUGUCUAUGUUAAACCAAGGGGAUGUUAUUCAAUUCAACAUAUUGUACAUUCUCUACAUAUAAACUGCGGUGUGUAUGGAUAUUUGCAAGUGGUGACACACGCAUUGGCAUGUAUACGUGUAUAUGUUUUAAUGAUCCAGACUAUUAUUUGAAUGUUCAUUAAACUUGUUGAUUAUU